Messenger RNA from Bipolaris oryzae ATCC 44560, 1113 nucleotides. RefSeq lists its product as uncharacterized. Gene Ontology annotation, cellular component: nucleoplasm; ASAP complex; cytoplasm. Gene Ontology annotation, molecular function: RNA binding. Gene Ontology annotation, biological process: mRNA splicing, via spliceosome. Lineage: Eukaryota; Fungi; Ascomycota; Dothideomycetes; Pleosporales; Pleosporaceae. The transcript has 2 exons. The coding region runs from base 1 to 1113 and encodes 370 amino acids. The record is from RefSeq and is a predicted model, not a curated record.
AUGCCGUCUCCUUCUCCGUCUCCAGCACGCUCGCCAUCGCCAUCGCGAACGCGCAGCCCAUCUCGCGACAGGUCGCAAACACGAUCACCGAGUCGCUCUCCUUCGCCACGGUCCGGCUCGCCACGGCGCUCAGUAUCCCCACGGUCUCGAUCACGGUCUCGAUCACGUACCCGAUCCCGCUCGCCCAGAUCCCUCUCUCCCCGGCGCAAUGGCCGACGCAGCUACACACCAAACAGCAGAUCGCGCUCAAGAGGGAGGAGCUACACUCGCAGCCCCACCCCCAGGGAUGCGUCGCCAGCACCCCGCAGUGCAAAGAUUGUGGUAGAAGCCUUGACCAGAAAUGUCAAAGAAGACCACAUACGUGAGAUAUUUGGAAAGUAUGGCGUCAUCAAGGAUGUCAGGAUGCCCAUGAAUCCAACUUGUAUGCCCCCAUGUCGCACUUUCGCAGUCAUUUUACUCAUGGCCAAGCAGUCAACAUCAAUCGCGGUAUCGCAUACGUACUCUACGAGGAGAUUGACGAAGCCGAGCGUGCAAUCGCAAAAAUGCAUGACGCACAGUUGGACGGUUCCAGAAUCCAAGUUUCCAUCGUGCUCCCUCGACGUCGCUUUUCUCAAACCCCUCCCCCAGCCCGGAGAGGUCCCCCGCCAGGCGACAGAUUCCAAAACGACUUGGAUAGCGGAUAUGGACGCGGUGGACGUGGACCACGAGGAGGAGGUCCACCCGGAGCAUACAGACCACCGCCUAUGGAUGGUCCUCCACGCUACCGCUCUCCACCGCGCCGCAUGUCACCUGAUCGUGGACAGUGGGGACGAGGCAGAGGUGGCCGAGGGGGAAGAGGAGGAUGGGGAGGACGCCCACGAUCGUACACACGGUCCCGAAGCCGCUCGCCCCGAAGGAGCAUCUCACGCUCUUCUUACAGCCGGUCUCCGUCGAGAACUCCGCCAAAUCGAGGCUACGGCAGUAGGGAUAGCCCGCCACGAAGAGGUGGCCCUAGCAGCGGCACUGGCGGAGCCAGAGGACGGAGAAGCCCCAGUUAUAGCUCCUACGGCAGCGACCGCAGUCGGAGCAGAGACCGCCGAUGAUUGUACCAUCUCUUGGGCUGUAGUGUGUUGA